Candidozyma haemuli is the source of this 1161-nucleotide messenger RNA. RefSeq names its product Yhb1p (gene YHB1). Bases 1 to 1161 code for a protein of 386 amino acids. Gene Ontology annotation, biological process: cellular response to nitrosative stress; nitric oxide catabolic process. The record is from RefSeq and is a predicted model, not a curated record. NCBI's taxonomy places the organism in Eukaryota, Fungi, Ascomycota, Pichiomycetes, Serinales, Metschnikowiaceae. Gene Ontology annotation, cellular component: intracellular anatomical structure. Gene Ontology annotation, molecular function: nitric oxide dioxygenase [NAD(P)H] activity; oxygen binding; FAD binding. The transcript has a single exon.
AUGACCAUCGCUCCCCAGAUCUACAAGCCCCAGGCCUUGACUACUGCUCAGAAGGAUCUUAUUAAGGCUUCGGUGCCUAUUCUUGAGUCUAGUGGGUUGGACCUCACCAAGGCUUUUUAUGACUCGAUGCUUAAUGGUAAUCCUGAGGUGCGUCCAUUCUUUAACGAUACCAACCAGAUUACCUAUAGACAGCCUAAGGUGUUGGCGUUUGCAUUGCUUAACUAUGCUAAGAAUAUCGACGACUUGACUCCGUUGACUGAUUUCGUUCAGCAGAUUGUCGUGAAGCACGUUGGUUUACAGGUGAGAGCUGAACACUACCCUGUGGUUGGCAGCCACUUGAUCGCUACCAUGGGUAAGCUUUUGGGUGAAAAAAUCGCUACGCCAGAGUUUGUUGAAGCCUGGUCUACUGCUUACGGUAACUUGGCUCAGCUUUUGAUUGACGCUGAGUUUGCCGAGUACCAGAAACAGCCUUGGGAUGGGUUUAAGGAUUUCGUGGUGACCAGAAUUGAAUCUGAAACUGACGAUGUCAAGUCUGUCUACUUUAAGCCAGCUGAUGGUACCAAGGUUGCCAUGCCAUUGCGUGGUCAGUACCUUGGCUUCCGUUUCUUGAUUCCAGGAAGUGAUGUGGAGAAGUCUAGAGAGUACUCCAUUUCCGAGUACCCUGAGUCUGGCGAGUACCGUAUUUCUGUCAAGAAGUUAGACCAAGGUGUUAUUUCUGGUUACAUUCACGAUACUUUGAAGGUUGGUGACACCAUCAAAGUGGCUCCACCUGCUGGUAGGUUCAUUUACCAGGAAACCGAUAAAGAUGUCGUGCUCUUUGCCGGUGGUAUUGGUAUCACCCCACUCGUUUCUAUUGCCGAAAAAGCCCUUCAGGAUGGUAAGAAGGUGACGCUUCUCUUCUCCAACCAACGUGCUGAGUCUAUUCCUUUCGAGAAGUGGUUCCAGGAGAAGAAGGACGCCAAUGCCAAGUUUGAGUUCAUCAGACUCAACGAUGACGAAGGCAAGAGGCUUUCCCAGGCCCACUUCGAUGCAUUGGACUUGGCCAACUCGGAAGUCUACAUGCUUGGUCCUCUUGGCUACAUGGACUUCGUGAAGGGAGAGUUGACCAAACGUGGCAAGACCGAUAUCCACUCUGAAUUCUUCGGUCCUACCGCUGUUUAA